Molecule: messenger RNA, 570 nt
Organism: Dreissena polymorpha
Lineage: Eukaryota; Metazoa; Mollusca; Bivalvia; Myida; Dreissenidae
Product: nucleolar protein 58-like
Exons: 4
Coding region: 1-570 (189 amino acids)
Source: RefSeq, a predicted model, not a curated record
AUGAAUUACAAAUAUGGUCGUAAUUUAGCUGCCUUACAGGACUGCGAACCUCGAGAGAAACGGAGAGAUGAUAAUAAUGUUGAUGACGGUGAGGAGGAGAAAAAGAAUAAAAAGAAAAAGAAGGAGACGAAGGAGAUGAAGAAGGACGAGAGGAAGAAGAAGGAGGAGAAUGUGGUGGAGGAGGAGGAGGAGGAAGAGAAGGCUGUUGCUGCUUCUUCUACUCCUUCUUUUUCUGAUGAUUGGGUAUCUUGUCAAGAUUUUGAUAAUAAUGUUGAUGACGGUAAGGAGGAGAAGAAGAAUAAAAAGAAAAAGAAGGAGACGAAGGAGAUGAAGAAGGACGAGAGGAAGAAGAAGGAGGAAAAUGUGGUGGAGGAGGAGGAGGAGGAGGCGGCGGAAGAGGAGGCUGUUGCUGCUUCUUCUCCUUCUUCUUCUUCUGAUGAUUGUCUACUGGACACACAGGGGCCAACAAUGUAUCAUGAGAGGCGAUUAAAUCAUAGUCACGUGUUUGGCUCUUCUCGAUGGACAGGUCGCACUAAUGCUUGUGAGAAGGAUAAGGCGGAGAAGAAAUAG